Equus quagga is the source of this 3033-nucleotide messenger RNA. It is a transcript of the gene MCM8, whose product is annotated as minichromosome maintenance 8 homologous recombination repair factor. Lineage: Eukaryota; Metazoa; Chordata; Mammalia; Perissodactyla; Equidae. The transcript is spliced from 19 exons. Gene Ontology annotation, biological process: double-strand break repair via homologous recombination. The record is from RefSeq and is a predicted model, not a curated record. Gene Ontology annotation, molecular function: ATP binding; single-stranded DNA helicase activity; ATP hydrolysis activity. Gene Ontology annotation, cellular component: MCM complex; nucleus. Bases 309 to 2819 code for a protein of 836 amino acids.
GGAAGGAGACUGGAUUUCGGCUGGAGGCGCUAGAUGGCUUCCCGUGAACCUUCGCAGCGUCGGUGGGGAAACUGAGGUCACCGAACCGCUCCGAUAGAGGAGACUCGGCCUCGCGCGGGGACGUCAGGAGAGCUGUAGCUAAAGAGAGUGGCGGGACUUGGGCAGGGGUUAGCUGAGGGCCUCGGACCUCGGAGUCUCUCUGCCCGCCGGGACGAAGGGAGAGCCGGCCGGGCGCAUCUGCUCCUACGGAGGAGCCGGCCCAGCGGUGAACUAGGAGAGCUUUGGGCCCGCCGUCCUUUACAAAAGACAUGAGUGGAGAGUAUAGAGGCAGAGGAUUUGGACGAGGACGAUUUCAAAGCUGGAAAAGAGGAAGAGGUGGUGGGAGCUUCUCAGGAAAAUGGAGAGAAAGAGAACACAGAACUGACCUGAGUAAAGCCACAGGAAAACAUCCUUCUGGUAGGAAAGAACAAACUUCACAGUCUUUGCUACUACAAUCAACAUUGGAUCAGUUCAUACCGUAUAGAGGCUGGAAGCUUUAUUUCUCUGAAGUUUACAGUGAUAGCUCUCCUUUUAUUGAGAAGAUUCAAGCGUUUGAAAAGUUUUUCGCAAGACAUAUUGAUUUGUAUGAUAAGGAUGAAAUCGAAAGAAAGGGAAGUAUUUUGGUGGAUUUUAAAGAACUGACAAAAGACGACGAAAUGGCUAAAUUGAUACCAAAUAUAGCAAAUGAAUUAAGGGAUACACCUGAGAAAACCUUGGCUUGCAUGGGUCUGGCAAUACAUCAGGUAUUAACUAAGGACCUUGAAAGACACGCAGCUGAACUACAAGCUCAAGAAGGAUUGUCUAGAGAUGGGGAAACAAUGGUAAAUGUGCCACAUAUUCACGCAAGGGUUUACAACUAUGAGCCCUUGACACAACUCAAAAAUGUCCGAGCAAAUUACUAUGGCAAAUACAUUGCUUUGAGAGGGACAGUGGUCCGCGUCAGUAAUACAAAGCCUCUUUGCACCAAGAUGGCUUUUCUUUGUGGUGCAUGUGGAGAAAUUCAGAGUUUGUCUCUUCCAGAUGGGAAAUAUAAUCUUCCCACAAAGUGUCCUGUGCCUGUAUGUCGAGGGAAGUCAUUUACUGCUCUCCGUAGCUCUCCUCUCACAGUUACGAUGGACUGGCAGUCAAUCAAGAUCCAGGAGCUGAUGUCUGACGAUCAGCGAGAAGCAGGUCGGAUUCCACGGACGAUAGAAUGUGAGCUUGUUCAUGAUCUGGUGGAUAGCUGUGUCCCGGGAGACACAGUGACUAUUACUGGAGUUGUCAAAGUCUCAAACGCUGAAGAAGGUUCUCGAAAUAAGAAUGACAAAUGCAUGUUCCUGUUGUACAUUGAAGCAAAUUCUGUUAGCAAUAGCAAAGGACAGAAAACAAAGGCUUCUCAGGAUGGGUGUAAGCACGCAACAAUGAUGGAGUUCUCACUUAAAGACCUUUAUGCCAUCCAAGAGAUUCAAGCUGAAGAACACCUGUUUAAACUCAUUGUCAACUCGCUUUGUCCUGUCAUUUUUGGCCAUGAACUUGUUAAAGCAGGUUUGGCAUUAGCGCUCUUUGGCGGAAGCCAGAAAUAUGCAGAUGACAAAAACAGAAUUCCAAUUCGAGGAGACCCACAUGUCCUCGUUGUUGGAGACCCAGGCUUGGGAAAGAGUCAGAUGCUACAGGCAGUAUGCAACAUUGCUCCACGUGGCGUGUAUGUUUGUGGUAAUACCACGACCACCUCUGGUCUGACUGUAACUCUUUCAAAAGAUAGCUCCUCUGGAGAUUUUGCUUUGGAAGCUGGUGCCCUGGUACUUGGUGACCAAGGUAUCUGUGGAAUAGACGAGUUUGAUAAGAUGGGGAAUCAACAUCAAGCCUUGUUAGAGGCCAUGGAGCAGCAAAGUAUUAGCCUUGCUAAGGCUGGCGUGGUCUGUAGCCUCCCUGCAAGGACUUCCAUCGUUGCUGCUGCGAAUCCUGUUGGAGGACACUACAACAAAGCCAAGACAGUCUCCGAGAAUUUAAAAAUGGGGAGUGCCCUACUAUCCAGAUUUGAUUUGGUCUUUAUCCUGUUAGACACCCCAAAUGAGGAUCAUGACCAUUUGCUCUCUGAACACGUGAUUGCAAUUAGAGCUGGAAAGCAGAGAACUGUUAGCAGUGCCACAGUAGCUCGUAUGAACAGUCAAGAUCCAAAUACUUCUGUCCUUGAAGUGGUUUCUGAUAAACCAUUAUCAGAAAGACUAAAGGUGGUUCCUGGAGAAACAAUAGAUCCGAUUCCCCACCAGCUGUUGAGAAAGUACGUUGGUUACGCUCGGCAGUAUGUCUAUCCGAGGCUCUCCACAGACGCGGCUCAAAUUCUUCAGAAUUUUUACCUUGAGCUCCGGAAACAGAGCCAGUGGUUUAACAGCUCACCAAUCACUACUAGGCAGCUGGAAUCUUUGAUUCGUCUAACAGAGGCACGAGCAAGGUUGGAAUUGAGAGAGGAAGCAACCAAAGAAGAUGCUGAGGACAUAGUUGAAAUUAUGAAACAUAGCAUGCUGGGAACUUACUCUGAUGAAUUUGGGAACCUAGAUUUUGAGCGGUCCCAGCAUGGUUCUGGAAUGAGCAACAGGUCAGCAGCAAAAAGAUUUAUUUCUGCUCUGAACAACAUUGCCGAAAGAACUUACAAUAAUUUAUUUCAAUUUCAUCAACUUCGGCAGAUUGCCAAAGAGCUAAACAUUCAGGUUGCUGAUUUUGAAAAUUUUAUUGGAUCACUAAAUGACCAAGGUUACCUCUUGAAAAAAGGCCCAAAGGUUUACCAGCUUCAAACUAUGUGAAAGGACUACGACGCCAGGACCUCCUGGGUUUAUUAGCAGUUUAAAGCCAUCUCAAUAGCGAGUUACAUCCCAAAAGUAGUGUUAUAGAAAAGAGUGUUGAAUUAAUUUAAGAAGUAAUAAAGUGUUAAUUUUCUUACAACUUCUCCAAAAGGCUGAAAAUAAGUUGUUUACAUUUUUUAAUGUAAAUGAUAUAAAUUAUUUAUAGUUUUGUUUU